AUGCAUGAAAUAAUUACAAUUUCAGUAUCUCAUCGAGCUAACCAUUUAGCAACACAAUUUUUCAAUUGCCAAGAGGCAUCGUUAUAUGAUAAUAAGAAUGAUAGUGAAAAGUCGAUAUUUUUGAAUCCCAUUGUCGAUAGACUGUCCAAGACUGUAUCUUAUUAUCCUAGAGCACUGUUAUGGGAUGCGAAGACUGGUACUGGUUCUCUGGGGAAACAUCAAUAUUUCAAUGAGGAUGAUUACUAUAAUUUCGAUGAUGGUGAUAAUAAUAAUGUUGAAAAAAACGAAAGUAGUGAUAUUAUGAUUACUCAUCCUAGGAUAAAUAGAUCAGAAUAUCAGAUGGCAUUGGAUUCCGGUUCUAAAUUACCGGUUUUAACCCCUUCAAUUACAAGAUAUUGGUCAGAUUAUUCGAAAUUGAUUUAUCAACCAAAAAGUUUAAAUACUUUAAGAAAUUGGUACCAUGAUGUAGAAGAACCAAACCUACCUGAUUAUGAGAACUUGGGAGAAAGGAAAUUCAACGAUUACAUAAUAGGUUACGAUGAAUUCAAUGAUAAUUACAGCAUGGAUUUCUUCGAUGAUAAUUUUCAUUAUCAAUUAGAACAAUGUGAUUCUCUUCAAGGGUUUCAAAUGAUUACUGAUUUAGACUCUGCAUGGGGAGGAUUCUCAACUGCAUUACUUUUAGAAUUGAGAAAUGAACUGCCUAAAUCUGUAGUAUACACUUGGGGUUUGAAUGAAGACGAUCCAUUGACAGGUACGGUUACAAAGGAUCAAAUGAUAACAAGAGCAAACUUGCAUAAAUUGUCAAACAAAUUAAGGGCAUCCAUAAACUUGAAACAAGAAUCUGACCUGUUUAUACCAUUAUAUGAGCCACCGAAUACUUCGAAUUGGGAACUGUCUGGAAUGUUAUGCAAGAUAUUCGAUACUGUAAACUCACUAUUCUCUCAAUCUAAUAUGGAUCAACGAAGAUCAAUGGAUUACUUGGCAGAAUGUAUUAAAGAUGGAGAUGAAGUGAGAAAUAUUGUUUCAAAUAUUACUUCAACGGACUGUACAGAUCUACAAUAUUCAUUUUAUCCAAGGGUAAAGCCAUUAAAAACAAGAAGAAAUGAUGAUAGUUUACACAUCUUCUCAAAGGCUUCAAUAACUCGAACAAUGGAAAUAAACCACAAGUCAAAUGACUUAAAAGAAUUAUUCACUUAUCCAUAUUCUCCUUCAGAUACAAUUCCUAUAGCGUUUAGGAAAGUUAGUGAAUUCACUGUUGAUCUAGAAUCAACAGAGGUUUGCAGAGACGUGUACCAACAAUGGCAUGAUAUAGUCUCCAAAUAUUUCAGACACGAUAGCGACAGAGAAGAAUUAAAAGAUGAACUAGCCACCGUUUCAUCAAAUUAUGAGUUCGGUUGGUACGAUGAUGAAGAUUCUGGUGAUGAUGACUACUGA
This is a messenger RNA of Vanderwaltozyma polyspora DSM 70294, 1434 nucleotides long. It is a transcript of the gene DML1, whose product is annotated as Dml1p. Gene Ontology annotation, cellular component: cytoplasm. Lineage: Eukaryota; Fungi; Ascomycota; Saccharomycetes; Saccharomycetales; Saccharomycetaceae. The record is from RefSeq and is a predicted model, not a curated record. Bases 1 to 1434 code for a protein of 477 amino acids. The transcript has a single exon. Gene Ontology annotation, biological process: mitochondrion distribution.